Molecule: messenger RNA, 1365 nt
Organism: Brenthis ino (lesser marbled fritillary)
Lineage: Eukaryota; Metazoa; Arthropoda; Insecta; Lepidoptera; Nymphalidae
Source: the annotation of a GenBank genome assembly
AUGGAAAACCUUGACCAGAGUAACAAUAAAAACGUGUCGCUUAGUUUAAUUGCCGAAUAUGGCUCGGAAUCUGACUCGGAGGACACAAGAUCUAAUGAUAAUACAGGAAAUGAUGAUUCAGAUGCAGUGGAGCUUAGUGAAAUGGUAUUGAAAAAUAAUAUUAUCAAUGCUUGUGCUCAUGGACCACUCUCGGAUGGUGAUAGUGAUGUAGUGGUUACAAGGCAUAUGAUAAUAGAUAGUUCAGAAAGUGGUGUGGUAGAGUAUGAUGUAACGGAGUAUAGAGAUAUGGACAGCGAUUCUGAUUCAAGCUCUGAUGAUUCUAGUGAUAGUGAAGUAGAUUCUGUUAAAGAUAUUGAAGAAUAUUCCAGCGGAAAUGAAUUGGAAGUAAAUAGUCGAUCUGGAAAAAUUGAACCACCUAAAGUACAUGGUGAGCUAGGUCUUGAUGACCUACCACCUAUAGAAGAUCUCGCCAUAAGCUUGCCAGCUCAAGAAACUGCAAAAAUUGGAACCAUUACUAGCAUAGUAGAUAGAUUAGUGGUAGUGAGAGCAUUCCCUGAAACACCCGCAGUUGAUUUGGACAGUAUCCUGUUUCUUGAAAAUGGGGCAAGGGCAUUAGGAAAAGUAUUUGAUGUUUUUGGACCUGUAAAAGAGCCCCACUAUUGCGUGCGUUUCAACUCUGAAGAUCAUGUAAAAGAAAAAAGAGUUCAUCCUGGCAUGGAAGUAUUUAUAGCGCCCAAAAGUCAACACACUAAUUAUGUCUUCCUCACAGAACUUAUGAAAGCUAAAGGUUCCGAUGCGUCAUGGUUAAACGAUAUUGAACCGCCUCCGAGCCACGUCGACUUUUCUGAUGAUGAAGAAGAAAGACGAGCCAACAAAGCAAAGAAAGAACAAAAACAAAAUAAACAAGAGUCAUCUGAUAAUGGCGAAACCUCGAAGAAUCCUCCCAGAAAAAUGCUCGAAGCCAGACGUAAUCAUCGACCUUCAGAAUCCAGCAGUAGAUUCGGAGGUUCGAGCCGCGGCCGCAGUUCUGUACCACCAGGCUUUAGAAGGAAUCCAUUCCACUUCGCAAGAGCACAACGGCCAUGGGAUGAUCAGGAAAUGAGAACCCCUCCACCUCACCCCAACGUUGACCCCGGAGGUCACUUUAUCGCUCCACCAACAUUCAAUCCAAUGUUUCCUCCAUUCCAUCCCACAACACCACCACCAUAUAUGAUGAAUAGGCUUCCAUUUGCGAGAAAUCCCAGAAUGCAAGGAUUAAUGAAUAUGCCAGUUAGACCAAAUAUGCCAAUAUUUGGUGCGAACUACUGCAACAUGCCCGAGCAGGCUCCGCAGUGGGUGAGUGGGCCUCCGCCGCCGCCAGGCACG